UGCUUUCGUGAAAGACAUGCUGUUAUGAACAGUGCUUAAUCUACUUUCUCCUUGCUGUAGGCUUCAAGCUUCCUUCCUGAUAGUCCUCUUCACACCCUGCCGCACAAAAUGGCCGAACAAUUUGUCGGCUACACAGUGCUGGUCACUCUGAAAUCUCCGCCAAAUUGCCGGGUUCAAGGCAUUGUAUCGGAUGUUGUUGGGCAACGUCUGUCACUGCAAAAUGCAACUCUAUUGUGGAACAACCAGAGUGUCCCGCUGUAUCACAUCGAAGCUCCUGGGAUCGCAGACUUAGAGCUGUUAUCUGACCUGAGAACUGCUUCUGUGUCUGGCCCCGACUAUGGCUCACAGAAAGCUGCAAGCUUUCCAGCUGCCUCUCCUCAUCCGCCGCCUCAAUUCCAGACGCAGACAUCACAACCGAUCUCAGCAAAUGUGUCAAAUGCACACAUUCAGCCCAGCCAACAACAGUUCGUGGAUCCAGCCAUCCUGAGUUACCAAAAGCCAUCAGAUAGACAUCAGAAUCCUAGGUCCCCCGUCCAACCUUCAGUUAAAACACCUACUGUCAACUCGCCUGUCAUGAUCGGAGGUCACGAGCUACCAGCCCCUUCCCUCUCUACUCAGUCCAUCCCUCUUACAAGCGCUGCAGAGAGCAUUUCCACUGCUGCAACGCUUACUGCUCCGUUUAGCUACCUCAAUCUGAAAGGGAGUGACGUGACAGAAGGCAAGAAUGUUGGACAAGAUACCGCUGAGCAAAACUCUGUGCCGGAGGGCCGGAGAGGUGCAGCUCCUCUUGAAGCACCCCUCAAAUACACGGGCAAAAGAAGUCGAAGAGGUGGAAGAGGAAAAUUGCAAAGAGAAGCUGUCAUAGAAGCUGCUGCCAUAGAAAGCAACACUUUGCAUACCAAAGCCACGGAGAGUAGUCCAGCAUCAAAAGGAUGGAGGCAAACUGCUUUUUUUGAGCCAGCUCAGGCUGAUAACUCCAGGCCUCCUCGGUCCGGUGCCAGAAGACAAGUAAAAAGACGCCAAAAACGUAAUGCGGAAGAACAAAAUGGCUGGGCAACAGAGGACGCCACAGACAUUCAAGAGAUGGGUGAUUUUGACUUUCAGAGUAACCUUUCCAAAUUUGACAAACGUCGGGUUUUCGAUCAAAUCAGAAACGAUGACACUACGGCGGACGAACAGCGACUAGUCAGUUUCAACCGACGAGCAAGACCUGGGACCAACGGUGGAAGGAAUCUUCACUACACGGAAAACGUCUUGGAUCCUUCCCCCGAGCCUAACGCAUUGUGGAAGAACGACAUAGGUGAGAGUGAUGAAGAUGAUGCAAGCGAAAAUGAAUUUAGUAAUGGGAGGACCCCCAGUAGGGCCCGAUCAAGAGCUUCCAUUCAGGCCCCUCCGUCCCGAAAAGGCAGUGGUAUACAAGGCUCCUCGAUUGCGUCACCCCAAGUCACCAUCUUAGCGAGGGGACAGUUAUUAUCAACGCGAACAGCGAGUCCACGACCAUCACAGAAGCAAGCUGUGUAUGCAGCGUCGCCAAUGACCGCGUCUUCUGGUUCAGCUGCAGGCUCCCUUCAAAUUGCAGCGACAAACAGACGUUGUCCAAGCGUUAGUCCUCUUCAAAUGCUGGAAAUUGAACAGUUAUCCAUCUCUGAGCUGGGUUUAACCGAGGACAUCCUCACUGAAAAUGCCGGAAGGGGUAUCGCAGAAGCAGCCGUUUCACUUUCGAACCUCCACGGGUCUUCAACAGUUCUUAUUUUUGCGGGAAAUCACAAGACAGGUGCUCGUGCCGUAUCUGCUGCUCGACAUCUACGCAACCAUAACUAUCGAGUUACUGUUUGCAUCCUGGGAUUGGACCGGGACAAUGAGUUUGCGGACAGUUUUCGCAGGCAGGUCGACAUUUUCAAAAAGGCUGGGGGCAAAGUUUUGAGAUGGGAGGAAAUAUCUACAAGACUGGCGGCUGUGGACCAUGCUCCCGAGCUUGUCGUCGAAGCCCUGUUUGGAAUGCAUGUUGCCUUUGAAGAUCUGCGGACUGACGAUCAGCAAACCGCGUUUGAAAUUAUCUCUUGGGCUAACCGGAGUGGUAUUGAUUUAUUGUCAGUAGACAUACCUGCAGGCCUUUCGGCCUCCUCGGGUGAACCAACUCUUGUGCAAGGAUCACGAUUGGUGGCUAACGCGAAGUUUAUUGUCUGCCUUGGAGCUCCGAAAUCUGGCUUGGUCAAUGCGUUGGCUGCCGGCGAAGGUGAUUCCUGGCAAAUUGCGGUCGCAGAUGUCGGGAUUAGUCAAGCAGCAUGGAGGAAAUACGGGACACGGAGGCGUCAUGGAGUUGAGUUCAGAGACAAAUGGGUUGUACCCCUAACCUUUUAA
Molecule: messenger RNA, 2361 nt
Organism: Coccidioides immitis RS
Lineage: Eukaryota; Fungi; Ascomycota; Eurotiomycetes; Onygenales; Onygenaceae
Product: YjeF family domain-containing protein
Exons: 3
Coding region: 109-2361 (750 amino acids)
Biological process (GO): P-body assembly; deadenylation-independent decapping of nuclear-transcribed mRNA
Cellular component (GO): P-body
Molecular function (GO): mRNA binding
Source: RefSeq, a predicted model, not a curated record